UUUAGUCAGAAGACGUAUCCAAUACUGUAAGAUCUAUGCCUCUACCGGUCAGUGUGACCAAUGGAGAGCCAUGAAACUCGCGGUCGUGUUUAUUCGUUUGGAAUGUGAUAUUACGCGUGACAUGUUAUUACGCACCGUUUCUCAAAUGCCAUUCUUGGGAUAUAGUCACACGAGAUACGGGUGAUCGUUUAACGAUCUAACAUAAUCGGCAGUCAGAGCGAAAGGUGGACUAUGCAUGACGCAUGUGUGUAAAUAUGUAUCAAACUUCACAGCAUUUGACAGGACGGUGAUAUUUGUGAAAAAUGGCAGAUGUCAGAUUGCUUAUCCAAGAGGAGGGUCGUGCAGCCAGGAAUUUGGUAGCUUUUAACGUACCUGUUGGCACAAACAAUAUGGAGAAAAUUACAAAGAAGCCACCUAGUAUACCGAGGCAAACACAAUCAGGUUUGCCGACAAAACGAUCUAUGAAACCAACAACUACGAGAGUAAGAUCUGCUUCCACAGGUCGUGAUAAAAAGUCUGAAUUACAGGCACGAUAUUGGGCAUUUCUAUUUGGAAAUUUACAAAGAGCGGUUGAUGGUAUCUAUCAGACAUGUGAAGAGGAUGAAAAUAUUUCUGAAUGCAAAGAAGUUAUUUUAGUGCUGGAGAAUUACACUCGUGACUUUCAUAAUCUGAUAGAGUGGUUUAAAGUUAAAUGGGCUUACGAGAGUUCACCACCGCCAUUACGACGUACUCCAUUGGCUUGGGAAGUUAGAAAAACAUCACCUUGUCGAAUAUGGAAUUCAACUAUAAUUUCAAAAUCCACUAGUCCUCUGCAGGGAGCAAGUCCGACAGAGUCAGUCUGUAAAAGUCCAGUUGAUCUAAUGAUAUGUGAAAGUAAACCGAUUACAACAGACAAUAAAGGUAAUCAUGUGAAAGAAGAGUUUGUUCAUAAAUUAUUGAAAGAUAAUAAGAACAACGUUUGCAAGAAUUGUUCUUCUGAUUUUAAAGAGAAGCGUAAAAGUGGAAUGAACAAGGCAGGAAAUCAAACAGCGAAUAAGGGAAAGUUUACAUCAACGAAAGCACCCAAUAAAGUUUUUGUGAAGCAAACAGUGCAAUCUAAAACAAAUAGUUUUAUGGAUCGCAGGAUAUUAAGUGACAGUGUAACGUCACUUGAUUUUAAGAAUAAGACAGAUGUUAAAAAUACUUCGAAACAAACAAAAGACUGUUUACAUGGCAACUGCGUAAGACUAGUUGAUUCUAAUUUAUCUGACGAUAAACGAGAACAAACAUAUAGAAAUGAUACAAAUGUUCAGUUGAGUUCGUGCACUAAUUGUGAGAUUAUGCAAAGGGAAAUUAAUGAGAUGAAUGUUAAGGAUGAUAAGGUAGGUAGGAAAAACAUGGAUACCAAAUUAGCGUGUAAUCAAAAUAACACCGGACUGAGAAAAAAAUGCCAUGAAAUUAAUACCAAAGUUAAGAAAAAUAACAGGAAAUGUGAAAGUAACAUUAAUACUGAAAGUAACAUUAAUACUGAAAAGUUAACCGCAAAAGCAGCUGUUGCUCAGACUUCAGAAAAGAUAAAUCAAGUUAAUUGCCAAAUAAAUAAACAUUCCCAUGAAAUUGGCGAUAAAUUGAAUACUAAGGAUAUUCAAAAUACGUCAGCUAAUAAUGUAGAUAAAAGCUCCAUGGUAAUCAAUACAAACAGAUCUGUCUAUUCAACUGUGUUGCAAACAAAAGAACAGUCGUCCAAAGUACAGUCGUUGAUUUCAUCUGAAACUCCAAAGUUUAUUAGAAGUAAAACUUGCUUAAGCGACAAAAAUUUAUUUGCUUCAAACAAAAGAAAAUCUGGGACAUCUGUUAUUGUGGGAGGACGAUUUCAAAGUACUGAAAAUAAGUUAUCUGAACAAAACACUUUAAAGAAAGAUCAGAAUAAAGAUAUGAACGGAUCAGUAGAAGUUUUAACCAAGCAAACAGUAUCUUCAAAAUUAAAAGAUGAAAGUGAUGGCUGGCAAAUAGUAAGGAAUCGUUGUAGAAGAGGGAGCACUCAUAAUUUGAACAUGUCUACACGAUUUCAUAAACCAAGCACUGCACUAUCCUUACCAGCUUUAUCAAUAGAGAGUCCAUCAGAAAAGAUGAAGAAGACUAGUUACACUCCCGAUGGAAACAGCAAACAAAAGAAAAAAUGUAUUGUAGGAAAAACUGGCAAAAAUAUGAAUAACGAGGUUGAGAAGGUGAAAGGAGAAUUUAUAACACCUACGAUUAAAAGUAAUCUUGAAGAUACACAAAAAAACACAUUAGUUCUGUGUGAUACUAAUUCAACGUCAGUAAUCGCAGCUAUCUUUAAAAAUGAUGCUGAAUUACUUGAGAAACGCAUACAACAAUUUAUGGCCGCUCAAGCAGAACGAGAAAGAAUCAUCUUAGAAGAAGAGAGAAAGACGGAAGAAGCAGAUUCUCAAAGAUCUCAGCAAUUGUCGGACGAAGAAGCAUCCUUAAAACGGCAGAUUUUAGAAUUAGAAUCUACUGAAAUUGAUGUAGAUACAGAAACGGAUGAAACAGAUGGUGAAAUGGUUCUCGAAAUGGAAGAUGAACCUACAGUAUCGCUCAAUAUGGUUGCUGAUGAUAUCAGUUUAGAAGAUAGGUAUGAAAAUAUGUUGGAAGGAAUGUCUUGGGCAGAACGAGUUGAUACACUUGCGCAAUUGCGUGCAUUGGUGGCUCGCCAUCCCGGGCGUGCUUUGGAACUGCAUCAGAAACUUUCAUCUCCAUCGCGAAAGAGAUCGCUUCCUGAAACAUUAAGAAGGUAUCAAGUAAGACAAGCAUGUGCUCAGCAUAAACGUGAAAAGUUGCUUAUGGAGAAAUCGCAACGAUUGCGAGAACUAUUGAAUAAAGUGGAAGACGUCAAAAGUGCAAAAAGUCAAUUAAUAGAGGACAAGAGGAUUAGAAUGGAAAUGAAGCUUAAAAGAGCGGAGGAAAACAGGACGCAACAUUUGUUAGAAAUAGUAAGGAAAGCACAUGAUGAGGACUCGAAGUUGAAGGAAAUAGCUUUCAUCAAUGAGUUGGAGGCACAAAAUAAGAGACAUGAUUUUAUGGCAUUGUGUCAAGAACAAGAAGAAAGAUUGCAAGGUAUUCAAGAAGAACGUCAACGUCGUCAAGAAGAGAAAGCUGCCAAAGAAGCUGCAGCUGAAGAACGUCGAAGAGCUUUGGAAGCAGAAAGGCAGUUACGUAUACAAAAAAUGAAACAGGCACGACGAGAGCGCGAAGAAAGAGUAGGCAAAAUGCAGCUCGAAAGAGAAAAGGAACGACAGGAAUUAGCAAGGGAAAAGGCACGAGAUCGCGAAGAACGCUUGUCGGCACUUCACGCGGCUCAAUUGGCUAAUCAAGAAGAAUUACAGAAAAAAAUAGCGCAAAAGCAGCAAGAAUCCGCCAGGCGACAUGUAGAAAAUAUCGAGCAUAUUCGGCAACGUGCAGUUGAGUCUUCAAUUUUAAGAUCGGAAGAAGUAUCACCUACCCUCAAGUCGUAUCCCGCUCAAAAACAAUGUUCUCUAUGUGGUACGAUUAUAUCUAACGAAGUGCAUCUUCUAAGCCACUUAAAGGGAAAAACUCAUAUUGAAGCGGUACGAAAUGCGCAUGAUAAUCGCGAGCCGUCGCGAGAUGAACUUCAGCGUUUUAAUAUCGCACAAAUACGAGAUGUUCCUGUAACUGUAGUCAAUAAUAAUAAUGUGAACAACAGCAAGGCUGCAAAAGAGAAGCAAAAAGCGUUGAAACGACGAUGCAGAAAAAUAAAACAGCGCAUGAGCACACGUGGACAGGAAUGGGAGGAUAAAUAUAAAAGUGAGACUAAUCAGAAUUUAUCCAUCGAAUCAAUCAAUAAAGUCAAAUUCCGACGCAAUUUGAAAGAAUUAGAUAGAUUAUAUAAUAAUCAUUCUAAAUCAGCGUGGUCAAAUAUAGCGCUGGCUGCCUUGGAACGCUGCUUGGGGGAAUUUCGAGCCUUCUCCAAAUCGUGUCCACUCGAUCAAGAUGCUUUUAGGUGUUUAAAUGGAUUUGACACUUUAACAAAUUUAUUAAAUUUAGGUUUAAAUACACAAAAUGCAUCUUACAUUUUCCCGAAUAAAGCAAUCACAUUGCUAUGUCGAGUUUACAAAGCAGGGAUUAAUGGAAAUAUCGAGAAUAUAGAAGCUAUUUUAUUAAGCAAUAAAAUUCUUGUUAUUCUGGAUUUACUUUUACAACGUUUAGAGAUUCUGACUAGUCUCGACGACCACGCUCAGACUCAGGAUGUAUCCGCCAAUUCAACCGGAAAUGGUACGGUAGCCGCCAACGCGACGCAAUUGCUGUACAGCCUGAUCCCUGAAGAGCCCUUUGAGAAAAUAGCCUUGCAGACUCGUGUUCAAGAUAUUGCCGGAUAUCUGGUAGCCGGCGGUUUAGUGGAUCGCGUGUCACGUCACAGCCGGGCCUUGAUCGAGACGGAUUUUUUUCUGGAUCAGGAGCACGAGUCACCGUUACUGGUAUCGUCUUACGAUCUUCUCGCGCGUAUCUGCAGCCAUCUGAGGAGAUCCGUCAGAUCCGUCGAUCAAGAUAACGUCAGCGUGCACGGCGAGGGCGGCGGCAACAGCGUCGAGCAGACGAGCAACGAGUCACAUUUGUUGUCAACUUUGUCGACGAGCGAAGCCUCGGGCGCGAUCGGCACUCUUUACGCGACGAUCGCGUACACGCCGCAGAAUCAGAAGGGUGCUUCGCCGACCCCCCCCAAUCAGACGUUCACCACCGCCGUACGGACUCUAGCCAGUCGGGGUCUCAAGCUCCUCAAGUCGAUCGCGGAACUCGACCUCCGGAUAUUACAAAAUUUUUUGGGUGCUGAGGGUACGAGCCUACAGUGGCGACUGAUAGCGAGCCACCUGAUAACACGACUAUCCCGCGACUCUUUGUCGGACAAAUUAGAGAUGGGAUCCAUGCCAGAUACAAACAGUAUUCAGAUACUCUCGGAAUUGUUCAUGGUGCUUGGAUACUUCGCCCUCAAUAAUCCAAACAAUCAGCUGGUUCUCCAAUCGGCUGGCGCGGGUCCUAGCGUUCUCCAGCAAUUAUGUACUUUGCCAUUUCCAUUUUACGGAGAUCCCAAACUGAUACCAUACACGUUGCCAGCACUUUUGGCCGCCACUCAUCACAAUUCUGAGGCAAUGGCAAUAUUGUCUUGCGAGAUGUCGUACGAGUUGCUGGAGCAAUACAGAAAUUCGGACGAAGGUAAAUUAAAUCCUUUGGUGCGUUUGUUGAAGAAUAACGCCUAGUCGUUAAUCACGUUUCGUACGUUCCACUAAAGGUUUGAUUAGUUUAAUUUUGUUGUUUAGAUGCCUCUUGGGCAUCGUUAGGCGUUAUAGUCUGCGCGCGUCGAAAUCACUGAUGGAUCGCUAUAACAAAUAAUCGCUUUUCCAAACGAGAAAAGCUAAGAUGAGGGAUUGCGUUCACCUGUAUCUGAGUCGCCUGUAUCUAAUUGCAUAAUCAGAAAUUGAAUCUCGAUAAUAGUAAUUCUUUUUUAAACAAGUGUACAUACUCGUUCUUUCGACUCUUUGAAAAAUAAAAGUCAAUUUGAGGGUUAAAUUUACUGAAAAGUCACGCGAAUAAGACGAAGUAGAUGUUUCUAAUUUAGAUCAAUAUUUCCCGAAUCACAUUUCAAGUCGUUUAUUUGUAUAUCUGCGAUAUACUGACGGAACAGGCAUGAUAUUCUGUUUUACGUGCCAUUUUGCAUCUGCAGAAUGAGAGAGAUCUAGAAUCUUUGUAUUUUUUCAAAGCAUUUUUUUAUCGGUAUUGGGUUAUUUUAGUCCUGCCGUCCUAUAAAGUUAAAUAUAUUAUAGAAUUCUACAAGAUGCAAAAGUUGUUCAAAAAGUACCGAUUCAAGUAGUGAUAGUUAUAAUCAGAAUAAAAAGAACUCGCACACACGUGCUUGCAGAAUCCAGAAGAUAAAGUCGACGACUUUUGAAUAAUUAAUUUAUGAGUAAACUGUUGCUUCGUUGAACGUAACUGUAAGUGGAAUAAUUUAUUUUCAUACAUUGGUAGCGAUUUACGGUCGAAAUUAUUUGUCGCCUUGGUAAACGAAUGACGACGGUAAACGUCACGAUGAUCUUUCCCCGGUACUUUAGGCUAGACUAAGUAGAUACUCGACCGAAGUUAUCGCGAGGCAUCCGUGAGUUAUUAUUCCGAAUAAUGUAAUAUAUUUUUACGUGCGUCUGGUAAACGAAAAUGCCGGAUUUUCUUGAAUUUUAAUUUCCUUCCAACGUGAAGGAAAGCGAGUCGAGCGGACAUCAUUGUUCUAAAUUUUCGAGAAUCGCUUCGUAAAAUAGAUCCAAACUUGAUCGAAUUUCGAGAGAUCUAACAAGGACAUGGGAGUUGUUGUAAAAAGGAUACGCGAAACGCGCGCACUAUCCGUGAAUCUAGUCCUUUUAACGUUAGCAAAUCUUUAUAUUUGCGAUCAAUGCUGUGUAUCUCUAU
Pogonomyrmex barbatus (red harvester ant) is the source of this 6450-nucleotide messenger RNA. It is a transcript of the gene ssp3, whose product is annotated as short spindle 3. The record is from RefSeq and is a predicted model, not a curated record. Lineage: Eukaryota; Metazoa; Arthropoda; Insecta; Hymenoptera; Formicidae.